Molecule: messenger RNA, 729 nt
Organism: Caenorhabditis bovis
Lineage: Eukaryota; Metazoa; Nematoda; Chromadorea; Rhabditida; Rhabditidae
Source: the annotation of a GenBank genome assembly
AUGGCCCAUUUAGUCAACAAUGCAAUUGAAUCGCUAUUCCCCGGCGAUUGCUUCGAGGAGUUGCUUAUCAAGUUCAAUUUUCUUCAUCCGACUUGUCCAAAAGCAGUAUUAAGUCGCGGUCUUGGAUAUGCCAUCACUUUGGGUUCAAUUCUUCUUUUCGUUCCUCAAAUUUUGAAAAUCCAAAAAGCUCGAAGCGCCGAGGGUAUUUCUCUACUGUCCCAAUUACUUGCACUUAUCGGAGCUCUCGGCACCGGAGCCUACAGUUACCGGAGCGGCUUCGUGUUCAGCCAAUGGGGUGACGCCUUUUUCGUCUCCAUCCAGCUUGUCAUCAUUCUCAUUCAAAUCUUUCUGUUUUCCGGAGCUUAUCUCACAGCAGGAUCAUUCCUCGCCAUUGUUGGAGCUAUUGUGUAUGGAGUCGUCAGCAAAUUAAUUCCAAUGAGCGCUUUGAUAGCCCUCCAGGGAGCCACUAUCCCAAUCGUUAUUGUGUCGAAGACGCUCCAAUGCUGGCAAAACUAUAAUGCUCAAUCUACUGGCCAAUUGUCUUUGAUUUCCGUUUUCCUCCAAUUCGCCGGUACCGUUGCCCGUGUGUUCACCUCAGUUCAAGAUACCGGCGAUCAGCUUCUCAUCGUUUCUUUCGCAUCAGCUGCGAUUCUCAACGGUCUUAUCUUUGCCCAAUUCUUCAUUUACUGGAACAAUUCCGACGAAACUCUCAAAAAGAAGAGAAACUAA